Molecule: messenger RNA, 2704 nt
Organism: Carica papaya (papaya)
Lineage: Eukaryota; Viridiplantae; Streptophyta; Magnoliopsida; Brassicales; Caricaceae
Product: DNA-directed RNA polymerase subunit beta (DUF616)
Source: RefSeq, a predicted model, not a curated record
UUCAUUCCUCAACUCUCUGCAUCAGCUCUCUCUGUUUCUCAUCAAUGACACCCCCCCUGUUUUCAUCCCUUCUCCCCAUCUAACUCCCAUAUUCUUCUACCGCACCGUUAUCGACAUAUAUUCUCUUCCUCGCCUUUCUUCUUCUAUCAUCACUGUCAAGCGAAGAGCACUCACAAAAGAUCUCUCAAAUCUCAUCCUCCCAUUUUCUUCUCCUUCUUUUCACCCUUCCCCAAGACACGCAUCUAUCCUGUCGGCUACCGUCGGGGCCGGCCGAAAUCCAGCGCACGAAUCUCCUCUGCUUUCAUUCGUCGCGAACGGAAGUCACGCAAUCCCUCCGUUAUCUGCCAGUCGCCGGAGGCUUUCUCUGCUUCCUACUUAGUUGCCAACUCUUGACCAUUGUCACUAUUCUCCCUCAAACCCUAGCUUCUCCGGUCUUCAAUUUCAUUGUUGCAUCUCAGUCUCUGUAAUUUCUAUAUCCACUGUCGUCUUCGAUGUUCGGCAGCGGUAACAACAGCGUGUCGAUUUCAGUAUCGGAGGAUGACAUUGACGAACUCAGUCGAGCGCGUGCUCGGGUUCGUAGAAAGCGCAAGAAACCUAGUCAUCAAUUGAACAAUGGAUUCCCUCGUCAACUUCUGAGGUUCCUCCUCAGAUACUGGACGGUCUUGAUCAUCCUUCUUGCUGCUGGAUUAUUGUUAUUUGAGGCCACAAGGAUUAGCAGGAAACCCGGUCCAAUAUUGAAGGAGCCUCAUCUUAUGGAGAAAUCGAAAUCUAAUACAGUGACAAAGCCGAGUACAAAUAAGAAAACGGAAAACAAUUUGAAUCGGUUAGAUCCAACUACUCGGGUCAUUGGCGGCGUAAGAGAACGUUGCUUGAAGCUCAUCUCUCCUGAAGAACUUGAGCAUCUGGAAAUUCCUGUUGGUGAAGAAGCCAGUAGUAUUGUUAAAAAACUCGAAUACAUAUCAGAAAAUGACACAUCCUAUGUGGCAGAGAACACAAUCCUUUCUCGACACAGCAGUAAUAGUACAAGAUUUAACUUAUUUACAGGAAACCAAACUCUCGAUCAGAGAGAGAAAAGUUUUAAGGUGGGUGAGACAGUCCCGGUACAUUGUGGCUUUUACAGUAAAAAUGGAGGGUUUAGACUUUCAGAUGAGGAUAAAAGUUUUAUGGAAAGAUGCAAAGUUGUGGUGUCUACUUGUGCAUUUGGAGGUGGAGACGACCUUUACCAACCUAUUGGAAUGGUAGAGGCAUCACUUCGAAAGGUUUGUUAUGUUGCAUUUUGGGAUGAAAUUACUCUUGCAACGCAGGAGUCACAGGGGAAUAAAAUUGGUGAUGACAAAUUUAUAGGGAAAUGGCGUAUUGUAGUUGUACGUGAUCUCCCAUUUGUGGACCAAAGAUUAAAUGGUAAAAUCCCAAAGAUGUUGGCCCAUCGUCUCUUCCCAAACGCAAAGUAUUCCAUUUGGGUGGAUUCAAAAUCUCAAUUUAGGAGGGACCCUUUAGGAGUGCUAGAGGCUCUUCUUUGGCAAUCAAAUUCUGUGAUUGCAAUAUCUGAGCAUGGAGCUCGGAGCAGUGUGUAUGAUGACCAAAGCUGUUGUCAAGAAGCACAAGCUACCCAGGAAGAGGUUGAUGUACAAUUGACUCAAUAUCGCCAUGAAUUUCCGGAGGAUAAGAGAUUUAAUGGAAAGAAAGCUUUAUCUGAGGCUUCUGUUAUUGUGAGGGAACAUACACCAUUGACUAAUUUACUGAUGUGCCUCUGGUUCAAUGAGGUGGUUCGAUUCACUUCUCGGGAUCAGUUAAGCUUUCCAUAUGUUCUAUGGCGACUGAAAGUUCUCAAGCAUAUCAAUAUGUUCCCUGUUUGCACCCGCAAAGAUCUUGUUAAUAGCAUGGGCCAUAUUCGCAAAGCUAAGCCUUUGAUAAGUUGACGAUAGGGCUCUGGUACCACUUCAUAAUUUCUUUUUCAGAAGUGGAGGAGAUAUUUUUAUCAUCUGAUGCUAUAUGUUUAAAUUAGUGUAAAUUUGUCUCCUGGUAUUCCUUUUUCUUCUCUCCCUGUCACAUUAUAUUCUCCCCUCCUCACUUUCUUCUGUUAAAUUCUUUAUUCUUUGGGUCUGCAAAAUUGGUAGACCAUCUAUUGAAUCCGGCAUUUCGAUUUGAAGGAUUCCAUUGGGUGUUUUUUGUCUAUUUAGUCAGAAUCCAUCUCAUGCGGUUGGUAAUAUUCUUGUGAUAUCUUUAUUUAAAAAAAAGAUUCUUGUGAUCUUAUUGUAAUUUUUAUAUUGAAAGCACAUACUUAAUAUAUACCUAGUAGAGAUAUCUGGUCUCAUGACUUUUCUUCUGGAUUCUGUGACCAGAAGUAGAAGAUACAUGGCUCUAGACUCCUUUUGGUUUGGAUUCAUUCAAGAACAUUUUGAUAAAGGAGUUUGUAUUGUGACUAGUGUUGCUUGACUUUAAGGUGUUCUACUGUUGACAUCAGUUGAAUUGAUGUUGAAGGAUGGGGAAAUGGUCAAGGACAUACAUUAUUUCAUACACUGGUCAAGCAGAUUGCAGGUGCAGUGCACUGCAAAAUGGGAGGCAAAUUGGAGAGAUGUGAUUGUUAUGCGUCAGGUAGUGGAUGCUUAUCCUGUUACCACAUUCAGUGUUCUUCGUCAGCUUAGUUGUAAGCUGAAGUAGAGUGGUGGACCUUCACAAAAAUAUGUAGCAGGAAGAAUGAAAA